This is a messenger RNA of Diversispora eburnea, 1476 nucleotides long. The record is from the annotation of a GenBank genome assembly. Lineage: Eukaryota; Fungi; Glomeromycota; Glomeromycetes; Diversisporales; Diversisporaceae.
AUGGAUACCAUUAAUAUCGGAGGUAACACUCAAGAUCGUUUUUACCGGUAUAAAAUGCCCAAGCUUAUUUCAAAGAUCGAAGGCAAAGGCAAUGGAAUUAAGACCGUUGUCCCAAAUAUGCCCGAUAUUGCACGUUCUUUGAGUCGUCCACCAACUUAUCCUACCAAAUUCUUUGGAUGUGAGCUUGGAGCUCAAGUUAAAUGUGACGAGAAAAAUGAUCGUUACAUUGUGAAUGGGGCACAUGACGCUCCCAGACUUCAAGAAUUGCUCGAUAUCUUUAUCAAAAAAUUUGUUUUAUGUGCUGGUUGUACCUGUGGUCAAAGAACCGAAGUUGAUAUGCGCCACAAACUUGUUACAUACAUUCUGAAAAAUCCACCUUCUCCGCCUAAGGGAAAAAAUGGCAAGAAGGACAGGAGAAAUAGCAAUAAGAAGUCGACUGAAGAUGGCGAGAAUCCACCAUCUCCUGUGACAGAAGAAGGAUCAGAUGAUGAUUUAACUAAACGUAUUCAAGCUGAAGCCAGCGAACUUCCUGCUUCCAAUUAUCAUGUAGAUGAUGAUGAUUGGGCUGUUGAUACUUCUGCUGAAGCUGUCGCAAAACGUAUGAAAGAUUUAGAAGAUAAUGUCCGUACUACAUUAGUCCUCGCUGAUCUUGAUGAAGAUAAUCCGUAUGAUGAAUUCAAUGAAUGGUUAGAAGAAAACCCUGGUUCUACCAACAAUGAAAUUUAUAAGAAAAUUAAAGAACUUGGUAUUUCUAAGGAUUCCGAUCAAAUUAUGAAACAUCUUGUAAUUGGUCUUUUCGCCGAAAAUUUUCAGAAAAAUCAGAAAAAUGCAGAUGCAAUCGCUAAACAAUUUGUAACUGAUCCUGAUGAUCAGAGGACUUUAUUGGGUGCUACUGAAGAGCUCAUUUUGAAAAACAAAGGAUUAUUAGAAAGUAAAGUCAUUUGUGGAAUUUUAAUGGGAUACUAUCAGAAUGAUUUACUCGAUGAAGAAGUUUUUACAGUUUGGAUUGAAGGCAAUAAUUCAUCAAACUAUCAACGCCUCUUUAAACGGGUUGGUACUGUUGAAUUUGUUGAUUCCGAAACUAAUCAGGAUAUUCGUAAUAAAGCAAAACCGUUUGCAAAAUGUAAAGAAACUGAUGAGAUAUGGAAAUAUUAUAAUAAAAAAAAGGAAACAUCUGAUGGUCAUUAUUCAGCUGAAUGUUAUCAUUGCAAAGAAUCUUGGUCAAGAGAAAAAUCAGCAAAACUUAAGGCGCAUCUUGCAAAGGAAUGUUUGAAAUGUCCAGAAAAGAUUAGAAAAUAUUGGAAAAAAAAAUUAAUUUUUGAACAUUUAUCAAAAACAAUACCUAUUAAUGAUCAUUUUAAUUAUUUUAAUUCUAAUGAAGAACGACCACCUGCAACUAAAGAACAAAUAGAUCAAUCUUUAAUUAGAGCUUUCAUUAUGACAGGAAUUCCUUUUAAAGACAAUUUUCUCGAAUAA